Molecule: messenger RNA, 186 nt
Organism: Penicillium psychrosexuale
Lineage: Eukaryota; Fungi; Ascomycota; Eurotiomycetes; Eurotiales; Aspergillaceae
Exons: 2
Coding region: 1-186 (61 amino acids)
Source: RefSeq, a predicted model, not a curated record
AUGAUGAGCGGGCCACGCACCGUUCGAGAAUAUUGCCAGAUAAAUUGUGCGGGCGGGUUUAUAUUUGUUGAAUCGACUGACACGCUCACCGUCCGCGAGGAUGCGACUGCGAUAGCGAAAGGCACGGCACCAGAUAUCUUGCAAGAUAUAAUGGUUGGUAUCAAUAGCCACAGCAGUAAUAUAUGA